Drosophila mauritiana is the source of this 635-nucleotide messenger RNA. It is a transcript of the gene Obp59a, whose product is annotated as odorant-binding protein 59a. The record is from RefSeq and is a predicted model, not a curated record. Gene Ontology annotation, molecular function: odorant binding. Bases 1 to 609 code for a protein of 202 amino acids. Lineage: Eukaryota; Metazoa; Arthropoda; Insecta; Diptera; Drosophilidae. The transcript has 2 exons.
AUGAAACAGUUGAUUUUGCUGUUAAUUUGUUUGAGCUGCAGCACCUGCUCCAUUUACGCACUGAAAUGCAGAUCCCAGGAAGGACUAAGUGAAGCGGAGCUCAAGCGAACUGUGCGCAACUGUAUGCAUCGCCAGGACGAGGACGACGAUCGAGGACGAGGUGGACAGGGCCGGCAAGGAAAUGGCUAUGAGUACGGUUACGGAAUGGAUCAGGAUCAGGAAGAGCAGGACAGGAAUCCCGGCAACAGGGGCGGCUAUGGCAAUCGAAGGCAGCGAGGACUAAGGCAAUCGGAUGGCAGGAACCAUACCAGCAACGAUGGAGGUCAGUGUGUGGCCCAGUGCUUUUUCGAGGAGAUGAAUAUGGUGGAUGGCAAUGGGAUGCCCGAUCGGCGCAAGGUGAGCUAUCUCCUGACCAAGGACCUUCGGGACCGGGAGCUGCGCAACUUUUUCACGGACACCGUGCAGCAGUGCUUCCGCUAUCUGGAGAGCAACGGAAGGGGCCGGCACCACAAGUGCUCGGCGGCCCGGGAACUGGUCAAGUGCAUGUCGGAGUACGCGAAGGCUCAGUGCGAGGAUUGGGAGGAGCACGGCAACAUGCUCUUCAACUAGGAGUAAACUUACCCCACUUUUUAGGU